This is a messenger RNA of Ceraceosorus bombacis, 1909 nucleotides long. NCBI's taxonomy places the organism in Eukaryota, Fungi, Basidiomycota, Exobasidiomycetes, Ceraceosorales, Ceraceosoraceae. The record is from the annotation of a GenBank genome assembly.
AUGGUGACUGCAGACGGUCUGGUGCACGUCGCCAGUCGAUUGACGAGCCCCACAGCUUCGCCCUUGGCCUACGUGGGCCUAGCUGCCGUGCUGUCCGUCAAGGUGCGAGAUGCGCUCAACUCAUUGAUCUACUUUCCCACAAGGGACAAUGCCAAAGGUGUGCUUGGCGUCCUCUGGCGAGCUUUGAAUGACAAUGCUUGGCUGAAGGUGAGCUUGGAAUGUGGACCAACGAUGAGAAGCCUCCAAGGCCUUUGCAGCUCAAAGAGACGCUUCUCGGUCGUCAUUCCCCCUCGCCUCGCUCUACUCGCAGGUCUUCGUCGCCGUCUCUGCGAUCAGACUCAUCAACCGGCUCGGUCAACGCAUCAUCUACGACCGAGCAGCGUCGCGCACCAUCCAAUGGUCCGAGCACGUCGUGGUCAUCAGUGGAGGAGCAAGAGGAAUCGGAGGAGGAUUGGCGGAAAAGUUGGCGGAUAAAGGUGCCAAAGUCGUCACGAUUGACAAGUUGGAGAGGACGGAUCAUGCGAGGGAAGAUUUGCACAUUGUCGCCGAUGUCACUAGCGAGGAAGAACUGCUCGCGGCUCGAGCGCAAGUUCACGAAAAGUUUGGCCUGGUCAGGUGAGUGAGGAGGGGUGGGAAUGCUUUUGCUUGCGUGAUUUUCGCAGCAGGGCUGCAUUCAAAUUGAAUCCGGUGUGGCUCUUGCGCCUCUGCAGCUUCGUUGUCUCGUGCGCUGGCAUCGCUCGUCACUGCAUGGUGCUCGACCCUCCAGAGCAAUUCCCCACAUCCUACUCUACAGCCGUUCACAGAGUCAACAUCGAUGGUGAGGUGAUGCGUCAUUCGAGAUCGCAGGCAUUCAUUACUGAGAGCGUGGCUCCUGCGAUGCGAUCUGCAGGCACGUACACUUUCGUGAAGGUCUUUGGUCAAGAUCUACUACCAGCGUACAAUAAGGGUCAGCUCCGAGUGGAGGGAGGGCAGCCCGCAAAUGGAUUCGGUGAGCGAAGAGCGCUUUGCCGCUGCUCCAGUCCAUCAAUGUCAGCUAACGAAGGUCUCAACAUGCUUCACAUACACGUCAGGCGGACACAUCCUCAUGAUUGCCAGCGGAGCCCCGUACUCUCCGUGAGUCGGCCGCCCGGGAUAUGGGCUGACAAACGUCCGCGGACGCUGACCACCCUUACUCCGUGCACCUUUCCCUCUGUCAGUCUCCCCGCCAACGCUUCUUAGUGAGUGCAAAAAUUUCUCAUCGCGAAUAGAGGCAGUCUGUGAAAGCUGACUCUUUCCGCAUUUCCGACUCAUCAGCAAUCUAUCGAAAGCAGGCGUCAUCACGUUGUGGCAAUCUAUGAACUUCGAGCUGGACGCGUGGCACAAGACGAACAAUGUGCGAAGCAGCAUCAUCUGCCCCUUGAUGGUGCACAGCAAGAUGACGGAAGGACGCAUGCUGGAGCAAAAGAAUCAAUUCCUCUUUCCUACGCUCACCAUCGACAAGGUUGCCGAGCGCAUGGUGGACAUUCUGGAAAAGGAUCAGAGCGUUCAGGUUCAUCUGCCCGCUGCCGCUUAUGCCAUCUCUUUGAUCUCGGUGAGUCGCGAGUGCUUGACCUGCCUAUCCUUCUGUAGCCAUGCCGACCUAGAGGCACAGCUGCAGACGCGGCAAUGCAGCGCGAUCCUGGCAUCCUUCCUCACCAUAUCCACCCCCCUCUCCUUUUUUGCGCAUCGUGCAACCCAUCCAGCCAAACACUCCUCCUUACUUCAUGCGGGCAAUCUACAAAGCGUUGGGCGCUCACCAGACCUUGUGAGUGGCUUUGUCAGCGCAAGCAAGACAGUCUGUGGGUGCAAGUCGGCUGAUUCUCGCGUUGCAUCCCAUGCACAAAGCAUGCAAUGGGCUGCCAAGGAGCGCAAUCCGGUCGCGGAUCAUUAA